Molecule: messenger RNA, 893 nt
Organism: Anopheles gambiae (African malaria mosquito)
Lineage: Eukaryota; Metazoa; Arthropoda; Insecta; Diptera; Culicidae
Gene: Ubc10
Product: ubiquitin-conjugating enzyme E2-18 kDa
Exons: 5
Coding region: 128-532 (134 amino acids)
Biological process (GO): protein polyubiquitination; ubiquitin-dependent protein catabolic process
Cellular component (GO): nucleus
Molecular function (GO): ubiquitin conjugating enzyme activity
Source: RefSeq, a predicted model, not a curated record
ACUCUGGGCUUGCUCAUUGGGAGUGUCUUACUUGACAUAAAACGCAAUUAGGUUGAAUCUUUCAAUUUGAUGAUAAUCUAGCUGCCAAACAGGAAAUAACAACCUUUAUUUAAUAUAUCUUAGCAAAAUGGCAGCCACACGAAGAUUGCAAAAAGAACUGGCAGACAUCCGAUCGUCAGGCAUGAAAUCCUUUCGUGACAUUCUUGUAGAUGAAACAAAUUUACUACUUUGGACGGGAUUGAUUGUACCGGCUGUCCCCGAGAUACGCUAUCAAUGGGAACCGACAAAAAACCGCUUAUCUAAUUUCCGCGAUAACGUCCCCUAUAACAAAGGAGCUUUUAGAAUAGAGAUAAAUUUUCCAGCCGAAUACCCAUUCAAACCACCAAAGAUUUCGUUUAAAACCAAAAUAUACCACCCAAAUAUUGAUGAAAAGGGUCAAGUUUGUCUUCCGAUUAUAAGUGCCGAAAAUUGGAAACCGGCAACAAAAACAGACCAAGGUUAUUAUUCAGGCGUUAAUAGAGUUGGUCAAUGAUCCCGAACCUGAACAUCCUUUACGUGCAGACCUGGCGGAAGAAUUUCUAAAAGAUAGGAAAAAAUUUACAAAAAAUGCCGAAGAACAUACCAGAAAGCACAGCGAAAAGCGACCGGAAUAAAAUAAUAGAUGUGAAUACUAGAUGCUACACCAUCAAGAUCAUCGGAUGUUCAUCAUUGAAAAAAAAAACAGUUGUAAAUUGUAAAACGAUAUUAGGGAGAUGUUACUUACAUUCGCUUAAAUCAAAUACAUGCGUUAUCUGAGCGACGAUAAGAUAAUCAUUGAUACUCGAUGAACGUCACAUCUGUUUAGUCGAAUCCAACAAUCUGAAAAUUUUAUUAAAAAAAAUCCUUAAUUCAAA